AUGAACACAAUCUUGGAAGAUGGCCCCUAUUAUGUUGGGGCUAGAUUGAUUGUUAUUAAAAAAUGGCAACCUGGACUAAAACUAACAAAGUGUGAAUUUUCAAGUGUGCCAUUGUGGGUGAAGUUGUACAAUGUUCCUUUGGAACUUUGGAGUGAAGAGGGUUUGGGUUACAUAGCUAGCAUCUUGGGAACUCCUCUUUAUUUGGAUGAGCCAACUUUCAAGAGAAGCAGACUUACGUUUGCUAGAAUUUGUAUUGAAGUGCCAGCAAAUAAAGAGAUCCCUAAGUCUUUCAAAAUAAAUCUUGGUUAUGGUGACCCAUAUGAGAUUCUAGUUGAGGUACCAUGGAAGCCCCAAAGGUGUGAUGGUUGUAAGACUUUUGGCCAUACCACUAAUUUGUGCCCUCAAAAGCCAAAGUCUUUGAACCCUCCCUCCUUCAAACAUGAGUGGAGAGUCAAGGACACUAAAACACAAAUUUCGACUAAAUGGGAAGUGGUGAAGAAAAAAGGGAGAGAUGGUGGGCAAGGUUCAACGCCAUUGAUCAACAAAGAGAGAGAGACGCGGUCUUCUAUCCCCUCAACAUCUAAUGCCUUUGAUGUCCUUGAAUCGUGUGAUAUGGACGAGUUAGGAAAUGGAGAUUCAAGUCAAGAGUUGAGAAAUAGAGGGAGUUCAUCUUCAAGUGAUCCUAGUUAUGGGGAGACUUCAAAUGAGGAUAACAGAAGAAAACUCAAAGCGAAACUUCAUGACUUGAAGAAUGCUAGAAGGAAAUUAUGA
Messenger RNA from Camellia sinensis, 771 nucleotides. The record is from RefSeq and is a predicted model, not a curated record. NCBI's taxonomy places the organism in Eukaryota, Viridiplantae, Streptophyta, Magnoliopsida, Ericales, Theaceae.